AUGCUUGACGACUUGAGAAACCUGCUUGCGACCAUCGACCUGCUAAACCGCACCUACGGCAUCAUCCACAACCACUUUAAUGCAGGUAGUGUGGGACGACGGCGCGACCACGAGUUCGACCCGUUCGACCGCGACACGACGUGCGCGGCCAUCUGCGCGUACCAGAUCAUCACGCACGACUUGGAGACGCAUGCUGACGGCAACAUGGUCGCCAGCGUCAGAGUCGAGCACGUGCUGGAUCUGGACUCGAGGAAUCACCGCGGCGUGACUCUCGACAGCUGCAAAGACGUGGACGACUACAAGAGUGUGCUCAGGACAAAGCGCCCCCGGCAGAUCAAGUGGGACUUGUUCAAGGAAGACGACGAGCUCGUGCGCACCCGCUGCGCGCUGGCCAGCCGAGGCAAGAUAUACAUCGACUGGCAGCGCCCGUCAAGCUCGGCCGCGCGGCCGCUCGCCCCGGGGAGCGCCUGCUUGCCACCGGCGAGAUCCUGCUUCCUGAUGGCUGGCGGCGCCUGGUGA
This is a messenger RNA of Lasiosphaeria miniovina, 519 nucleotides long. RefSeq lists its product as uncharacterized. The record is from RefSeq and is a predicted model, not a curated record. The transcript is spliced from 4 exons. The coding region runs from base 1 to 519 and encodes 172 amino acids. Lineage: Eukaryota; Fungi; Ascomycota; Sordariomycetes; Sordariales; Lasiosphaeriaceae.